AUGGCAACUCCCUUCACAGACGAUAAAUCCCCAAUAUGCAUCCCCUUCAUCCUCAACCGCCUCCAACUCCACCACCAAGCCAACGCCUCCAGCAGUAACCCCCCGCCGCCUCCCCUCAUCAUCGGCCUCAAUGGCCUCCAAGGCGUCGGCAAAUCCACCCUCGUCGGGCCCCUCGCCGAGGCCCUCGAGCGCAAGGGCAUCCCCACGCUCGUCUGCAGCAUCGACGACUUUUACCUGACGCACGAGCAGCAGCUCGCAUUGGCGCGUGAGAAUCCGGAGAACGCCCUGUGGCAGGUCCGCGGGGAGCCAGGCACCCACGACAUCCCCCUCCUCAAAUCCGUCUUCUCCUCCCUCCUCACCCACACCCCAACCUCCAUCCCCCAAUACGACAAAGCCCUCUUCUCCGGCCAAGGCGGCCGUCUCCCCGCCUCCACCUGGAAACAAGUCAACCAGCAGCAGCCCCCCCAAAACCCCCUCCAAGUCGUCAUCCUCGAGGGCUGGUGCAUCGGCUUCCGCCCCAUCUCCCCCGAAGCCAUCGCCGCGAAACACUCCGCCCCCAGCCGAACUCUCCAGCAGCAUCGUCUCGAGCACCUCCUCGCCAUCAACGAGAAACUCGGCGAGUAUGAUGAUGUGACGCACUUGUUUGACGCUUUUCUGCACAUUGACUCGGAGGAUACCGAGUAUGUCUACGGUUGGCGCCAGGAACAGGAGGACUAUCUUCGUCUGGCGAGGGGGGAUCCCAACGCCGGAAUGACCAAGGAGCAGGUUGUCAAGUUUGUCGACGCCUAUUACCCGGCCUACGAGCUCUACUCCGAGGGUCUUCGGAACGGUCUCUUCACAGACAAGCCGGGUGCUCAGUUGCGGAUGGUGGUUGGACGUGAUAGAAAGGUGAAGCAGGUAAUUGAGAUUUGA
Trichoderma virens Gv29-8 is the source of this 912-nucleotide messenger RNA. RefSeq lists its product as uncharacterized. The transcript has 2 exons. The coding region runs from base 1 to 912 and encodes 303 amino acids. Gene Ontology annotation, cellular component: cytoplasm. The record is from RefSeq and is a predicted model, not a curated record. NCBI's taxonomy places the organism in Eukaryota, Fungi, Ascomycota, Sordariomycetes, Hypocreales, Hypocreaceae.